AUACUAAUGAAUGUACAUCAUCUGUCAAUGUUUGUGGUGCUGAUCAAGCUUGUAGGAACUACCCUGGAACUUACGAAUGUUUCUGUACAAGCCCUGGAAAAUUUCUGAUCAGUGGCACGUGUCAAGGUAAGAAAUGAAUAGCCGUUAUUCUCUUAGUCAAGGACUGUGAUGGUUGGAUAUAUUAAACAAUUAUUGAAUGAGGUUGAGCAUGAUAUCGAGAAUUAUCAAGGACGAGGUUUGUGUUAUCCAUGCGAAAACCGAAUCCAAUAAUUGUUUUAUUAAAUAUUAAAAAACAAGAAGCAAAAAACAACACCAGUGGAAUAAAUAAACAUUUAAUGCAAAAAUAAUGGAACAAUUUUAAAAUAAUUAAACGACAGUAAUUAAAAAGAUGUUCCUUGAAAUGUCUAUUCAGCCAAAACCUAAGAGCAAGGUUUUUCCCAACAGUCGGGACAGUUCUUGCUAUUUGUUUGAAAACAGAAACUCCGGUUUUAUUAAAUAAGUUUUAAAUUACCAUGAAUAUGUUUGACACAGUAAAAUAAUAAAGGAAUCCUACCUUUCAAGUCAAAUACAACAUUUUGUGCUUCUUUCGUUUUCUGGGGACGAUUUUUUCGGCAGUUUUGUCGGUUUUGAAACCAAAUUUGCCGAAUCAUUCUUUCCGAAAAGCAUUAUUUACUAGUCUGCUAGUAAAUAAUGCGUCAUUAGAUUUACUAGUCAACUAGCCAAUCAGAACGCGCGAAAGCUCAUUUGAUAUGCAAAAUUUGUACUAAUGGCUAUUAACACCGCGGAAAAACGUCUGUGCAUGCGUCAACAUUACUAAAAUCUGUAUUGCGAACGUGAUGUCAAGUGUUCCGAAUGUUGUCAAAAACUCAAAAUGGAAGCGACUUCGAUGUUUUGCUUUUUCUAUGAAAAUGCAAGAGAAUAAUGAAGGUGACAACCUAAAAACUAGAAAUAAUUAUAGCCUACAUGUGCAAGAAGUAGCAUUAUGCAAGAAAAUAAUCCAAAGCCAAAGGUGACUGUCGAUAAAUUUAUUGUAUAGAAAGAUAUUUUUCGUAGGUUCAUAUGAUCUACGUUUUUGUCAACUUUUUUUGCGUAGCAUGUAUAAUUUUUGCGUUGACUAUAUUUAAGAGUAAUGAUUUACUCUACAAUUUAAUCGUGUGCAAAUGUUCGACAAUUUUUCAAGAAAUGUUUACACGCCUCCCGGUCUUAAACGGUAAUUUUAAUUUAAAUUCUGUUUCUUUUUAAAUUUAAAUGUUGGGAAAUUUUUUAUUAAUGUCUAAACUAACCGUCUAGUGUAUUUUUUGUUUGUUUCAAUUACCUUAAAUAAUUAAAAGCCAUGUUUUUGUUUACAAUUUGGCAUUUAAAUUCCUCGCCAUCUUUUUUGUGCCCCACACAUGCGCAGACGUUUUUCCGCGGUGUUAUGGCUAUUUCUUAAAAGAAUUGUAAUUGUGCGCAGUGGAUUAAUUCCUAGAGGCCCUGCCUUGGUGAAGCCAUGCCUUUUAGAAAACAAACUGGUCAGAGCGCUGCACCAGAAUCGCAGGACCGCAGGUUGGAUUCCUGCCAGAAGGUGUAUAGCUGCAUUUUUCGCAACUGCUCCUGGUUAGGUCUAAUAGCGUAAAGCCCUGGGCAAACUAGGAAACAUUGUUGCGGAAACAUUGUUGCGGAAACAUUGUUGCGGAAACAUUGUUGCGGAAACAUUGUUUCCUACCAAUGUUUGAAAUUCCCUAUGUUUCCAAGAGUGGGAAACAUAGGGAAUUUCAAACAUCAAAUGUUUCUGAAUUUGGUAGGAAAUAUUUUUGCUUCCCGGGAAGCAAAUUUUGUUUCCACAACAAUGUUUCCACGGGUGAGCAAACAGGGAAAAAUUUGAAGAAACAUCGAGAAUCACAAAUGUUUCCGCAACAAUGUUUUCUAGUUUGCCCAGGACUUAAAUGUGUAAAAAUUGCACUCGAAAUUCCAUCUACAAAUCCACCUCUAGUUCUAUCGAGUGAGAUGCCCCAAAUCCUGAUAUUUACCCCAAAUCUUCAAAGCAUACCGCGAUAGUUACUAUUGGACAUGUACGAACUGUUUCUUGAUUUAUAACCAAUAUUUGUUUAGAUGUGUCAUCUGUCACCUUAAACAUCACAAUUUUGAAUAGUAUAUACGAGGCAGCUUUGGGAAGCAAUACUUCAGCACAAUUCUACAGUUUUAAAACACGCCUUGAAGACCGG
Molecule: messenger RNA, 2204 nt
Organism: Paramuricea clavata
Lineage: Eukaryota; Metazoa; Cnidaria; Anthozoa; Malacalcyonacea; Plexauridae
Source: the annotation of a GenBank genome assembly